UCUCCUAUUUGGUUACUAAACUUUUGAAACGAAUUAUAAAACGACCUUGAAACGAUUGCGGUAAGACUUACUAAUUAAGGCUCGCUUUUGAAGGUAGUGCGUUGCACUAUGACUGUGGACUCCGAAGGCAAUAAAAUAGUAGUUUGCGACAACGGGACGGGAUUUGUUAAGUGUGGGUAUGCUGGAGCUACGUUUCCGGAAUAUAUUUUCCCGUCACUUAUUGGAAGGCCAAUACUGCGUGCAACAUCUCGUGUGGGCAAUUUGGAGGUUCAAGACCUUAUGAUUGGUGAUGAAGCUAGUGAAUUGAGACAAAUGUUGGAGAUAACUUACCCCAUGGAGAAUGGUAUUGUGAGAAAUUGGGAUGAUAUGAUCCAUCUAUAUGAUUAUAUAUUUGGUCCGAAGAAGAUGAAUAUCGAUCCCAGACAUGCAAAGAUCCUAUUGACAGAGCCUCCAUUCAAUCCUCUCCGCAACAGAGAAAAAAUGGUCGAGGUCAUGUUCGAGAAAUAUGGAUUUAACGCUCUUUUCAUUGCGAUCCAAGCAACAUUGACUCUUUAUGCUCAAGGUCUUAUGACUGGUGUUGUGGUCGAUUCUGGCGAUGGCGUUACUCAUAUAUGCCCAGUUUACGAAGGGAUCUCUCUACCUCAUUUGACAAGGCGUCUAGAUGUUGCCGGUCGCGAUAUCACACGUUACCUGAUCAAGCUUUUAUUACUACGUGGCUAUGCAUUCAAUCAGACAGCAGACUUUGAUACUAUCCGUCAAAUGAAGGAAAAGUUAUGCUAUGUAGCAUAUGACUUGGAACAAGAGCAAAGUUUGGCUUUAGAUACCACUGUCCUGGUCAAAAAAUAUACGCUACCUGAUGGUCGUGUGAUCAAAGUAGGUGGAGAAUUGUUCGGUGCACCUGAAGCUCUUUUUCAACCUCAUUUAAUUGAUCAUGAAGGUGUUGGUAUGGCAGAACUACUAUUCAAUACAAUUCAAGCUGCUGAUAUUGAUACAAGACCAGCAUUUUAUAAGCAUAUUGUAUUAAGCGGUGGUAGUACAAUGUAUCCUGGUCUGCCUAGUCGAUUAGAACGUGAAAUUAAACAAUUAUAUUUACAAAAUGUACUUAAAGGUGAUACAGAACGAUUUUCAAAAUUCAAAAUAUGUAUUGAAGCCCCACCUCAACGUAAACAUAUGGUAUUCAUAGGUGGAUCAGUUUUGGCGAGUAUUAUGAUGAAAGAGAACGCCUGUACAACAUGGUUAACUCGUGCUGAAUAUGAAGAAAAAGGACUAAAAAUUUAGAAAGAUUAAAUUAUUAUAAAUAGACAAAAUGGUUUCCCGUCCGUCCGUCCGCCCGCCUGCCCAUCCAUCCAUCCACCACAUGACCUUGACUGUUAAGGUUAUUUUGUCGAAGAGUAUAAUUUGACAAGCAAGUCAUCUGUUGUCUUUUCUUUACUUUAUCUUGUUCACGUGUUUGUUUGUUUGUUUUUUACUCAAUAUUCUUUUUAUUUUGCUUUGUCCCAUAUCUCUUAACUUCUGAUGAACCUAAAGUAAUGAAAAAUCCUACGGAAUCAUCUGUGGAAAUGUCUGUUUCAUUGUGAAAUUUAAAACUACAUUCAAGUGUGAAUCAUAGUAAAGAGAGAAAGAGAAAGACGCCAAUUUCACACGUGUAUAAUGAAUUACAACAAAGACGAAAUUGCAUAAUUCUCUGAUGCCAUUAUUAUUAUUAUUAUUACUAUUAUUUUCUACCAUUAUUAUUAAUUAAAUACAGAACGAACCGAAAUUAGGAAUUUUGAUGCUAACAAUUAUGUAAUCAUGUUUUAUUUUGUUUUUCUUUGAAUAAUUCAAAUAUUUUUGGUGACUUCAUUUACUUCCUUCAUUCUGUUUUGCCAUUGUCUUCAAUAUGACUGGUUUUUUUUACUCUUUAUGUAAAGUGUCCAUGUUACAUUUCAGUCUUAUCCCAGAUGAGCAGUAUGAGAGGACGCUGGUGUAGAAUAUUUCAACGUUAGAAUUCAAUUGUGUAUCAGUAGAUUUCUAUCUGUCUAUCUAUCUAUCUGAUUCCAUUUUAUGACUGCGUGAUCAGGUAGAUAUGCUAUGUCAAAGUAGCCAGCCAGGGUCAGUUAGAUUAGCA
Molecule: messenger RNA, 2107 nt
Organism: Heterobilharzia americana
Lineage: Eukaryota; Metazoa; Platyhelminthes; Trematoda; Strigeidida; Schistosomatidae
Source: the annotation of a GenBank genome assembly